Molecule: messenger RNA, 300 nt
Organism: Theileria equi strain WA
Lineage: Eukaryota; Apicomplexa; Aconoidasida; Piroplasmida; Theileriidae
Product: signal peptide containing protein
Exons: 2
Coding region: 1-300 (99 amino acids)
Source: RefSeq, a predicted model, not a curated record
AUGUUUUUUAAAGUUUUGCUCCUUUUAACUUGUCAAGUUGGUCUUGCCCUCGCAACAACCGAACAAGAACACCAUGCACAGCCCACAAUAGCUGCAAGCCAUUUGGAACUCAGCCUGGCAGAGGCUCUGGAAAAUCCUCAGAGGGAACCUGACAAUGCCAAAAAGGGUAAAAGGACUGGGGACAAACCAAUGGUAGAAGAAGAGGUCAUAGGAUUCAAAGUUGUUUGUUUCCCCUUUUCAUUUUGUCAUGUUUUUAGAUUAGGGACUUUUGCAUGGAUGGAAUGCACUGCUGGCCUGUAA